UAUUUAAUUAAUUAAAUUAGGUUUAUGGUAUGUUAUAAGGUCGGUGGAAUUCCACAACGGCUAGUACCAACGUUUCAUUUUAAACCAAACUAACAGAUCCUCUUCAUCAUUCAGCAUCACAAUUCACAAAUUCGCAAGAUUCAUCUUUCUUGAUCUUUCUGUAACCGAAUCAUUCAUAUUCAUAUUCAUAUAUCAGUUUUAUUAUUAUUAAUUGAUUGAUUAUGGGUACCAAUAACAUUAAUACUGCUACUGCUCAAUCCAUUGUUGCUCCCACAAAACACUCUCUUCCUCUUCCUAAGACCGUUGAUUCUCAAUCCGUUCUCAAAAGGUUGCAGUCUGAAUUAAUGUCUUUGAUGAUGAGUGGUGAGUCUGGUAUAUCUGCUUUUCCAGAGGAGGACAACAUAUUCUUAUGGAAAGGAACAAUAACAGGAAGCAAAGAAACAGUAUUUGAAGGCACAGAAUACAAGUUAUCACUUUCCUUUCCUAAUGAUUACCCUUUUAAGGCUCCUAAAGUCAAGUUUGAAACAACUUGCUUCCAUCCCAAUGUGGAUCUUCAUGGCAAUAUAUGCUUGGAUAUACUUCAGGAUAAAUGGUCAUCUGCUUAUGAUGUCAGAACAAUUUUGCUAUCCAUCCAAAGUCUGCUUGGAGAGCCAAACAUUAGUUCACCUCUAAAUACACAAGCAGCACAGCUUUGGAGCAAUCAAGAAGAAUACAGGAAGAUGGUGGAGAAGUUAUACAAAUCUCCAAGUGCUGAAGUCUUUUGACCAUUGGAGUUUAUCAAUCAAGUUGGAGAUAGGCUUCUUUUCUGUAUGCUAUGGAGAAGAGAAAGCAUGAGAAAUCUCAUAUUUGUUUUAAGUGUUUCAUUUUAAUUCUUCUAACAAGAAAUCAUUGUGUUUUCUUUUCAUAUUGAAAGUGAAAUAAUACAUUAUUUUUUUGCCCAUUUGUUACAAUAAUUCAUUCAACCUGA
Cicer arietinum (chickpea) is the source of this 967-nucleotide messenger RNA. RefSeq names its product ubiquitin-conjugating enzyme E2 20. NCBI's taxonomy places the organism in Eukaryota, Viridiplantae, Streptophyta, Magnoliopsida, Fabales, Fabaceae. The record is from RefSeq and is a predicted model, not a curated record.